AUGGGGAGAGCUCCAUGCUGCGAGAAAAUGGGGUUGAAGAGAGGGCCAUGGACUCCAGAAGAAGAUCAAAUUCUCAUCAAUUACAUCAACACUUAUGGCCAUUCUAAUUGGCGUGCACUGCCCAAACUAGCUGGGCUGUUAAGGUGUGGAAAGAGUUGUAGACUCCGGUGGAUAAAUUAUCUGAGGCCAGACAUCAAACGAGGCAACUUCACCAGAGAAGAAGAGGACGCCAUAAUCAGUUUGCAUGAAAUGUUGGGAAACAGAUGGUCGGCUAUAGCAGCGAGAUUACCUGGGAGAACAGACAACGAGAUAAAAAACGUGUGGCACACCUACUUGAAAAAGAGGCUGCCACAAAGUUACCAACAAAGCCAAGACCAAAAACGACGGAAAAGACAACCAAAGUUGGAUGUGGACGCUUCCAAAGCCAAUUACCAAGACGCCAAACCAGAACAACAAGACCCCGUGAAUAGUGUUCACACUCAUGCAUCAACCAAAGAAGAUAACAUCACAGACGACAUGCCACUUUCUCCUCCCCAAUGUUCUAGCGACAUCUCCUCCCUCACUACUAGUGACAGCAUUAAUAAUAAUAAUAACUGUGACAUGUCCUUACAUGUUAAUCAUAUUGACACGCCCGAGAACAAUCUUGCAUUGGACGAGGAUUUCUGGUCGGAAGUUUUGUCAUCUGAUAAUUCCGGUGAGACAAGUGGAUUUCCGAGCAUUGAUUAUGAUCGGUUUGAAUCAAUGUGUAGCGAAGAAGGGGUGCUUAUAGAUGGUAGUUCGUCAAGUAUGUGCGAUGGCAUGGACUUUUGGUGCAACGUUUACGCUAGAGCUGAGGAAUUCACCCAUUUACUGGAAUUAUGA
Molecule: messenger RNA, 861 nt
Organism: Sphenostylis stenocarpa
Lineage: Eukaryota; Viridiplantae; Streptophyta; Magnoliopsida; Fabales; Fabaceae
Source: the annotation of a GenBank genome assembly